This is a messenger RNA of Cladophialophora psammophila CBS 110553, 622 nucleotides long. RefSeq lists its product as uncharacterized. Bases 200 to 622 code for a protein of 140 amino acids. The record is from RefSeq and is a predicted model, not a curated record. Lineage: Eukaryota; Fungi; Ascomycota; Eurotiomycetes; Chaetothyriales; Herpotrichiellaceae. The transcript has a single exon.
CUACCUCCUCCGUCGCUGUCACAACGAGUAGCAUUCCCGCAGAGCAUCGCCAAGUGCUUGUUAUACUUGCAUCCCGUCAAUUGGCUGCACAAAGCCUUCCGAAGCGAGGUGAUCCUUCUUUUCCAGGCGGACGACAACAUUCUGCAGCUAGGUGAACCAUAUCUCACCGGCUUCGACUUCUCCAGGAGGGCGUGUUGGGAUGGGUCAUCUGCGCCUAAGCCUAGGUACGGAAGUAUACCUACAUCCAGAUGCCCAGUUUAAUCGACCUCCGUUGUAUUAUCGCAAGACAUUUGACAUCUACAGCCUGGGCAUUGUGCUUAAAAAAAUAUCCUAUUGGAAACCCAUUGUUUCAAUCGUGGGAAUCGAAAAUGAUGCCGAUAGCUCUCCGCUGUCCACGAGCACACUCAGAACUAGGCUCCUCGACAAUAAGUCUUCUUUGCUUGCGGGUGUCAGAGCGGAGGCAGGUGACAGGUUCGAAGCGGCUGUCAAAGCCUGCAUCGAGGGCAGAGACGCAUAUGGGAUCCACUGUGCUGAUCGUGAAACGAGUGCUGGUACGAGCAUAAAGAUACAGCAGGGAUUCACCUCGCUCGCCGUGAGGGUUCUGGACGAGAUCGUGGUCUGA